UCUUUUUUUUUUUUUUUGUGCACUUGGGGAGGGGGUGAACUACUCUAUCGCUUUCCUUCACAGCUCUCUACAGCUGAUACUCAUAGGGUGCCCCCCUCUCUACAGAAAACAAAUGAAAAAAACAGUCCAAACUGUCCUCCCCCCCCUCUGAUUUGGAUUCUCCCAAUUUGUUUUCCCUUCCUUGAAUUGUUCCUUUCACUCUCUCUCUCUCUCUCUCUCUACUACAGUCAGACCACACUCACCACCACCACCACCUCACCCUCACUCAUUCUCUCUCUCUCUGGGUCUGGGGCCUCUGGUUUUUCUUCACAUUCUGAACCCCAUUGACUCCUUAGUAUUUCAGGAUUCAUCAUUUGUUCAUGUCCGAGCUCAUUUCCUCAUGUUGUUCAGGCCCAUGAUCUCAAAAUUCAUGGGGAGACAUGAAGUGAAACCAUGAACUCAAGCUCAUCAGUCCCGCCUCGCUUAGCCCUCAUCUGCACCACCACCACCACCCCUCUCCUCCUCCUCUUCCUCCUCCUCCUCCUCCUCUCCCCACCUCCCUCAUUCUCUCGCCAGGGGCUUUCGUUCGAGGGGAAGACCCGGCUCGGGUCGACCCCGCCGAGCUGCCACAACAAGUGCAACGGGUGCCACCCCUGCAUGGCGGUCCAAGUGCCGAGCGUGCCCGCGGCAGCGAAGGCGGGUCGCGAGAAGAGGAGAGAGAAGGCGAGCCGGCCGGCCGAGUUCGUCGACCCGUCCCCUGCAUCCCCAGGUAGAUACUCCAAUUACAAGCCCUUGGGCUGGAAAUGCCGGUGUCGCAACCACUUGUUCAACCCCUAGUCAUACACACUGGUCAGUUGUUGGACACAUUGGUCCGAGGUUUAUCAACUUAAUAUGAAGCCCCGCCUCUAUAUAAAAAAUCAAAAGGCAUUGCCAAGUUAUCGGCGGCGAAUUCUUAUCGUUCUUCCCGAAAUCCCACGUUGGCUUUUGUUGCGAGAGAGAGAUCUCGGACCUCUUUUUUCAAUUGCAUGCAAUUCCAAUGUCAAGUGUUGUGUUUUUUGGGGAUUAGGAUUUAGUAAUGAGAUGAUAUGGUAUGAUAACAUCAUAUUGUACUUCAGUUUUGUAGUCGGAGGAUGCUUUGAGAGAGAGAGAGAGAGAGUUUAUGUGCGUGUGUUUUAAUUAAGUGUGUACAAUCGUUGAAAUUACAUACAGAUGUACAGAAAGUCUGUGGACAGAUGAUCUUUCGCAGUAUGACAUUACAAUGAAAUUUUCUUUCCUUUUUUUAAAA
This is a messenger RNA of Syzygium oleosum, 1264 nucleotides long. Its product is annotated as EPIDERMAL PATTERNING FACTOR-like protein 1. The record is from RefSeq and is a predicted model, not a curated record. Gene Ontology annotation, biological process: stomatal complex development; guard cell differentiation. The transcript is spliced from 2 exons. Bases 433 to 816 code for a protein of 127 amino acids. NCBI's taxonomy places the organism in Eukaryota, Viridiplantae, Streptophyta, Magnoliopsida, Myrtales, Myrtaceae.